UUCUUCUCCUGUCCCAUUUAAAUCAAUUUUGUGAUUUUUUUUUCUUUUUUGACUUUUUCUGGAUUUCUUUAUGGUUAAUUUGUUGAAUUUGGGGAUAUUUUUUCCUGGAUUUUUUGAGAUUUGAGUUCAGAUCUGUAUGUUAUUCUUACAAUUGAUAUAGGGGAUUGUCUAAUUUUUUUGAAAUUAGGUUAAAAAAGAUGGAAUCUACUGAUUCUGUAGAAGUAAAUCAAAUAAAGAUCAAAGAAGAAAAAGAAGAAUCUCCAUCAUUUCGUUGUAAUUUGUUCGAUUCAGAAGUAGUACAUAAGAUAUCACAAAUUUUAUUAUUAGGAUUAUCUACAGCUUGUGUUGAUAAUACAACAGGAGAUCUAUUCAAAGGACCAGCAAUUGUUGCUGUAGAUAUGAAAAAAGAAAUGGUUGAUUAUUUUACACAGAGAAGUGAAACAUAUGUUGCAGAAUCAGUAGUACAAGAAGGCGGUGCAGAUGCGGAGAAUUACGAUCAUCCUACCGAUGUUAUUUCUGAUUUUGUGGAUGAUUUUACUAGUUUGAAGAGGAAUUUGUUUGGGAGGGUUUCGGGUUGGUUGUUGAGUGAAAGAAGGGAAGAUAGGAUAGAUGAUUUUGUUCAAGAGAUGGAAAUUAGUGGGUUUUGGUCGAAUGAUAGGAGGGAAGCUAUUGCGCAGACGUUAUUGAAGAAUGUUGAUUUUAAGAAUAUGUAUACUUGUGAUAUGAAGUAUGGUACAAUGGAGGAGCUAGAUGCACAUAGCGAAGAGUGUAAGUUUAGGAUUAUGAGUUGUCCAAAUGAGGGUUGUGCGAUUAGCUUUUGUGCCGUGCAUAAGGAUAAACAUGAUGCGAUUUGUUCGUUUAGGUAUCUUCCUUGUGAGCAAGGGUGCUCGGAGACUAUUAUGAGACAUGAGAUGGAUAGACAUUGCAUAACUGUUUGUCCGAUGAAACUUGUGAAUUGUAAGUUUUACUCAGUGGGUUGUCAAGCUACAAUUCCUGUGUGUAAAAUUGAUGUGCAUAUUGCAGAGGCUUUUCAAUCUCAUGUGCAGAACAUUCUCAAAAUAAUUCAUAAGGAGGCAUCUGUUGAGGAUCUGAAGUAUCGUUUUGAGCAGCAUGAAAAGUCAUCAUCUUUCAGUGAUCUAUCAGAAUUUCGGGAUGUAAGAUCUCUAACUAAUGCAGUGAAGAAGUUAGAUGCAAAAUUGGGUCCUCUAGAACAUGUCCCAGUUAAGGAAGAGAACCUGGAGCCAGAAAUUGUGUCCGCACCAUCAUCAGAAGAUUCAGAGAAACAAACCGCGGAAAAGAAUCUGGAGCCAGAAGUUGUAUCAGCACAACCAUCAAAUGAUUCAGAGAAACAAAUUGCUGAAAAGAAUCUGGCCCCAGAAGUGGAGUCAGCAAAAAUAUCAGAAAAUUUAGAGAAACAAAACGCAGAAAAGGUUCCAGAGAAAGCAGAAAUGCAAAAAGAAGUAACUAUGGAGCCUAAGAACCAAGUUUGUGAAACGAACCCAGAACCAGCAAUUUUGCCACGCCAAGUAUCAGACAACAAAAUUCAUGAAGUGAAUCCUGAAGCCGAAAUCAAGCCAGGUCAAUUUUCAGAGAAGCCUGAGAAUCAGUAUCAUGAACAACACCAGGAAAGACAAAUUGUCGAACCAGCACAUUUAUCAAUGAAGUCAGAGAAUGAUGUUCAUGAAGAAAUCCUUGGGACAGAGUCAAAACCAAAAUCAGUAUCAGAGUCAGACAACCGAAGUCGUGAAAAGGCCCAUGAGGCAGAAGUUGUCCUAGAAGAAGUGUUAGAGGAGUUGGAGAAGCAAGAUGCCGAAGAGGUAAACACAAAUAGAACAAACAAGCCAGAAGAAGUACUUGAGGAAUCAGAUACACAAGUUCAUAAUUCUCAUACAACAACUCCGUCAAAAAAGGUAUCAAAAGAGCUAAACAGCCAAUCUGAAUCAUCUGAUGAAGAGAAUACAGUUGCAGCAACCAUACCACAGUCAGAAAAGGUAUCGGAAGAGCUAAGCAGCCAUUCUGAGUCAUCUGAUGAAGAGAAUACAGUUGCUGCAACCAUACCAGAACAAGAACCAGAUGAGUCGGGGAAACAUGUUAAAACCUCUCAUCCAGAUCUUUAGCACCAACGUCUUUUACUGAGAUAAGCAACCUUUUCUUGUCUCUUAUUUAUUCUUGGCACCUCUUGAAAUGCAGAGUUUUAUAUGUUUCGUAACAAGUUUUUGACCCAAAUUUUUCCUGGCAUUGCAUUUUCAUUGUACUAGUUUCUUAUUUCAUGUUGGUCGGUUGUACUUUCAGUAGUGGUGUACAGCCUUCAUAUUUUCAAAAUCUAGGUUGGAUUUUACCAGGUACAACAAGUUCAGUAACCUGGGUUUGUAAUCCUCUAAGGUUUGAGUUGUAUUAUCUUUGAUAAGAUUUUGUAUUCUUCGAAAAUUGCAGAUUAUAAAUAAAAUACAUUUUCUGCA
Messenger RNA from Papaver somniferum (opium poppy), 2459 nucleotides. RefSeq lists its product as uncharacterized. The coding region runs from base 198 to 2117 and encodes 639 amino acids. The transcript is spliced from 2 exons. Lineage: Eukaryota; Viridiplantae; Streptophyta; Magnoliopsida; Ranunculales; Papaveraceae. The record is from RefSeq and is a predicted model, not a curated record. Gene Ontology annotation, molecular function: zinc ion binding.